AAUACCAUUUGGAUGGCCUUGAGCUGGUUCAUCCUGCCCCAUAUUUUCCUGUGAGCUUAUUCAGUUACACUGCCAGCUAUAUUAAUGACCGUUGUUAUCCACUUUGUAAAGACAACAUUCCAUCAUUUACGUCACGUGAUAUUGUGAACCUGGGACUAACUGUGACUACGUUCUACGUGACGAGAGCAAGUGCUUUGUGAGAUAAAAAAAGCAGCAAGAUGUUUCUGUCACAGUUCCAGGUUGAGAAGUUGGAGUAUUAUUUCAACUUUUUCGACGCAGAUGGCAAUGGAAAGCUUGAACUACGUGAUCUUGAGUUUAUCAAGAAGCGUAUCCUUGACUUCACCGGAUGGGCGGAGAACUCCCAGCAGGCUCUGAAGUCAGCUGAAGUCCACGAGGCCUUCUUCGAAGUGCUGUUUAAGCGGGUGGAGGGGGAUUCUGCAGAACCGAAGCAGGAGGUGACUCUGACGGAGUGGAUGAACAUGUGGGAGAAGUUGUUGCCGUGCACCAUGGGGAUGCAGAACUUUCCGGUCUGGAUGAGGCUGCUGCCAGAGACUCUCUUCAGAAUGAUCGACAGGAAUGGCGAUAACGAGAUUGACGAAGAUGAGCUCGCUCAGUUCUAUGAAAAGCUGUGUGAUGUGGAACCAGAUGAGGCCAAGAAGCAAGCCAAGAAAGCCAUAGACCAGAUGACAGAUAACGGUAACUACCCGCUGGACGCAACAAGCUACGAGCAGAUCUUUGCCAACUUCCUGAUCGGAAGGACGCCCUUCGGGCCUGGUCGGUUCAUCUUCGCCUGCUUCAGCCACAAAGAUCCACAGUUCCAACUGAUUUCCCCCUUGGUGGAGGAGGUGAAGCCGGCGUCCCGGGGGAGGAGGGGCAGCAAGGGGGUGGAGAUACCGAGGGUCAAGAGACAGGCUUUACAAUGAGCGCACCUGCUCUGUCUGGAAUGUUCAGCUGGUCAAGGUCAAUGGGAAUAGAAGGGUAUCAUUUUGACACAUGGACAACACGGCAGCUACCAAAACUGUAAUACUAUGUUGGUGUGGGG
Haliotis rubra (blacklip abalone) is the source of this 1042-nucleotide messenger RNA. Its product is annotated as calexcitin-2-like. The coding region runs from base 219 to 923 and encodes 234 amino acids. The record is from RefSeq and is a predicted model, not a curated record. Gene Ontology annotation, molecular function: calcium ion binding. NCBI's taxonomy places the organism in Eukaryota, Metazoa, Mollusca, Gastropoda, Lepetellida, Haliotidae. The transcript is spliced from 7 exons.